AUGACUAUAUCAGCUCUCCUGGCUGUGGCUAUUGUCGGGUCGUGGUUGGUUGUAUGGCUUCGGUCUCGCCGUGCCCUAGUUGACCUCCCUGUGAUGGGCGACACGAGCUUUUUAGCCCCUUGGAAAGUAGCAGGUGGCCUCGCUGGUCCUCCAGAUAAACUCUCUCAAGAAGGGUACGAGAAGUAUCGUGAGGGGUCCUAUCAAUUUGCCACAGCCAAUGGCUGGGAAGUAUGCAUCUGCAAUGAUACCUUAGUGAAGGAGCUGGCCCAGCUUCCAGAGGAAAUCAUGUCCCUAUACGCCUUCAAUGAUGCUCAAUUUCAAUCCGAGUAUACCUCUCCCGGAUUCGCAGAUUCCGGGGUUAACCUUCCCGUUCAGCUCUUGAGUAAGGCUCUAGCUUGGGCACGAGUUCGUGGCUCGGCGGACAAGGACAUUUACUUCGCGGGUCUUGUAGAAGAUCUAGAGUGUGGUAUCGACCAGAAAAUUGGUCUCUCCGCAGCAGAUUGGAUUCAAUUAAAUUGUUUCCAACUGGGAACCCAUCUCUUGCUUGGGUUGAUUACCCAUGUUCUCAUUGGUACACCGCUAUGUCGUGAUCCCAGGGCUAUUGACCUCUUCUCGAGAUACGGAGCCUCAGUGCCAGUCAGCGGGCGACGAAUUGGAUAUUUCCCACGUUUUCUCAGACCGCUUGUGGCACCUUACUUUGAGGCACCUAGACUUUCAAAGGAGCUUGAUGCGAUGCUGCUGCAACUAAUUGCCGAUCGCCGCACCUCGGAUUUGAAAGAGCCACAAACAAUCAUUGACUGGCUCUGUCGAUGGAUCCAGACAGAUCCCUCCGGUAUAUACGGUGACAUUCACAUAGCGCAGAGUUUAGUAUCUGUGGUCUUUGGCUCCGUGCAUUCCGCAGGAACAGUUCUAGCAAGCUGUUUGUAUGAGCUGAGUCGCCGCCCAGAAUAUAUUGAACCUCUACACGAAGAGGUCCGACGUGCCCUCGAAGAGCACAAUGGAUGGUGCAAAGAAGCAAUCGAGAGCAUGGUACAAGUAGACAGCUUCAUCAAGGAAUGUCACCGUCACCGCCCUAUUGCACCUGUGGCACUGACUCGUCUCGCAAAGAGCAAUCACACAUUCUCCACUGGUCUGUUCAUCCCUCGGGGCACAGUCUUGCAUGUACCUAAUACCCCCCAUCUAAUGGACGAGCGGUACUACCCCAAAAGCGAUGAAUUCGACGGGUUUCGGUUUUAUCGACAGGGCCGGCAGACUAAUUCUCCCGAUGACUUCAAGAUCACGGGCUCUUCUCCGGCCAAUCGUCAAUUUGGCGCUGGCCGACAUACUUGUCCUGGUAAACAGUUGGCGGCAGACUCCCUCCGGCUAGGGAUGGCGUAUAUUUUGAUGCACUUCAAUGUGGCUGGUGAUGGUCGCCUUGAACCUUUGGAUUCCACUCUGCAGGCAAACUUGAAGCUCCGACGACGUAACCCAACCAAGGCAAACUAA
Molecule: messenger RNA, 1485 nt
Organism: Penicillium odoratum
Lineage: Eukaryota; Fungi; Ascomycota; Eurotiomycetes; Eurotiales; Aspergillaceae
Product: cytochrome P450
Exons: 10
Coding region: 1-1485 (494 amino acids)
Molecular function (GO): oxidoreductase activity, acting on paired donors, with incorporation or reduction of molecular oxygen; monooxygenase activity; heme binding
Source: RefSeq, a predicted model, not a curated record